This is a messenger RNA of Malus domestica (apple), 1146 nucleotides long. The record is from RefSeq and is a predicted model, not a curated record. Lineage: Eukaryota; Viridiplantae; Streptophyta; Magnoliopsida; Rosales; Rosaceae.
AUGGCAGCUGCAAUUGAGGUCCAGAGAAAGGAUGGUUAUUUGCAGUUACACAAGAGCAAAGGGCAGCACCUUUUAACCAAUCAACGGAUUCUCGACAAAAUUGUUCAAAAAUCCGCAAUAAAACCCACCGACACCGUCCUCGAGAUUGGACCCGGCACCGGAAAUCUCACGCUCAAUCUUGUAGAAGCCGCCCAGAGCGUCGUCGUCGUCGAACUCGAUAAGCGGAUGGUGGAGGUUCUCCAAAAACGUGUUGAGGAGAGUGGGGUUCAAGACCGUUUGGCUGUUAUCAAUAAAGAUGCAUUGAAGGCGGAGUUUCCUCCGUUUGAUCUUGUUGUGGCGAACAUUCCAUACGGCAUAUCUUCGCCUCUGGUAGCUAAAUUGGUUUACGGGGCAAGGCUGUUUCGUAGCACCACACUGCUGCUGCAAAGGGAGUUUGCGAGGAGAUUGUUGGCUAAGCCAGGCGACUCGGAGUUCAACCGCUUGGCUGUGAAUGUGAACCUGGUGGCCGAUGUCGAGUUUGUCAUGGAUGUGAGCAAGAAGGAGUUUGUCCCGUGCCCAGAAGUUGAUUCGUCUGUUGUUAUAAUCCGCCCGAAAGCUGAAGUUCCGAAUAUUAAUCUGGACGAGUGGUGGGCUUUCAUAAAAGCUUGUUUCUGUAAGAAGAACAGAACGCUUGGGGCAACCUUCAAACAAAAGAAGAAGGUGAUGGAGCUACUGGAGAUGUUCAAUUUGGCAGGCUUAAAUGGUGAAGGCAAAGAUUAUAUUAGUAGCAGCGACAACGAUGACGAUGAAGGAAAGAGUGAUGAAGAGGAGUUUUCUCCGUCUUCUUGCUCGGAAAUAGGGGCGAGUUCUUUCAAGGAGAAGUUAAUUGGGGUUCUGAAAUCAGGUAAUUUUGAAGACAAGCGGCCUUCAAAGCUGUCGAAUGAGGAGUUAUUGCAUUUACUGGCAAUGUUUAAUCAAAAGGGAAUUUACUUUCAUGAUCACUCUUAAGAGUGGGAAUGCAGAGAAUGAAACAUUUACUGUUGCAUACACUUGAUAGCUAUUAGCUUAAACUAUUUGGAGGGAAAUUCAAACUUUGAGUGCAGAGAAAAGCACACAAUUCUAGUCAAUUUGGCUACAUCUAGACUUGCGAUAGCUAUUAACCUAUUA